AUGGCCUUGGAAUUGGAGCAACGAGUGAAAGCCUAUCGCUUCGUCGCCUAUUCAGCGGUCAGUUUCUCGAUAAUCGCAGUGCUAUCCAUCUGCAUUACAUUGCCGAUGAUCUACAACUAUGCUCAUGGUGUGAUACACAAGAUGAAUAAGGAAGCAUUGUUGUGCAAGGUUUGUGAGGCUAAGAGAACUGCAAAUGACAUUAUAAAGGAAGUGAGCAAUAUGAGAGAACCGAUUGGUAAUCGAACUGCACGUGGAGCGUCGCAUGUAACAGAGGCAACACCUGGCGCAGCCGGUGCAUCAGCAUACGGUUCAUACAACUGUAACGCAUGCUGUACUCCCGGACAACCUGGUAUAAUGGGACCGCCAGGACGUCCUGGUCGUCCCGGUAACCCGGGAGCACCUGGAGCUCCUGGAAAUCCGGGACGUCCACCACAACAGCCUUGUGAACAGAUCACACCACCUCCAUGCCGACCAUGCCCUCCUGGACCGCCUGGACAGCCCGGGAUAAUGGGACCUCCAGGAGAUGUUGGCGCAAGUGGACCUCCUGGUCUUCCUGGACCUGACGGCGCGGCAGGGCCCCCAGGAUUACCAGGUCCACCGGGACUGAAUGGAGCUCCCGGGAAGCCUGGUGCUACCGGCCUUGCAGGAGAAGAUGCCCCAGUUGAAGCUGUCGCUCCCGGAGAACCGGGACCACCUGGACCUCCUGGGCCGCCGGGACCACCAGGUGGAAUGGGCUCUACAGGAGUUUCUGGACCACCAGGCAUAAGUGGACCAAAAGGACCACCAGGAGCGAACGGAGAACCUGGGGAGCAUGGGCGACCUGGAAUGCCUGGCCAGGCAGGGAUGCCUGGACCGCCAGGAGAACGAGGAGUUUGCCCCAAAUACUGUGCAGUCGAUGGAGGAGUAUUCUUCGAAGAUGGAACUCGUCGUUAA
Molecule: messenger RNA, 933 nt
Organism: Cooperia oncophora
Lineage: Eukaryota; Metazoa; Nematoda; Chromadorea; Rhabditida; Trichostrongylidae
Source: the annotation of a GenBank genome assembly